This is a messenger RNA of Lactuca saligna, 510 nucleotides long. Lineage: Eukaryota; Viridiplantae; Streptophyta; Magnoliopsida; Asterales; Asteraceae. The record is from the annotation of a GenBank genome assembly.
AUGGGAGAUAAACAUACAUGGACCAAUGAGCAAACAAAAUGCUUAUUGCAAACUUGUAUUGAAGAAGUGCAAACCGUGGGUAGAAAAGGCUUGAGUUUGCACAAACAAUCAUGGCACAAGUUAACUAUUAAGGAAAAGUAUGGCGUGGAUUUGAAUCAACGACAAUUAAAAAACGCCUAUGAUAACCUUAAAGCCAAAUACACAGGAUGGUUAUACUUAAAAAACAAAAUUGGAAACCUUUACAACCCACAAACAAAUACUUUUAACUUAACAAAUGAGGAGUGGGAGGACUUUAAAAAGGGACAUCCGAAAGCCACUUCUUUGAAAAACGUCCCAUUAUUGUUUCCAGAGCUUUGUGCAGAACUCUUUGAUGGAAGCAGUGCAUUUGGUAAUCUCAGCUAUGCCACAUCCCAAACACCAUCGAAUCCACCUUCUGCUGAUUCACCUUAUGCUGCUUCACCUUCUGGUAACCCCAACAAAAGGGCUAAACCCUCAACUCCUAGACCUUGA